This is a messenger RNA of Stereum hirsutum FP-91666 SS1, 558 nucleotides long. RefSeq lists its product as uncharacterized. The record is from RefSeq and is a predicted model, not a curated record. NCBI's taxonomy places the organism in Eukaryota, Fungi, Basidiomycota, Agaricomycetes, Russulales, Stereaceae. Bases 1 to 558 code for a protein of 185 amino acids. The transcript has 3 exons.
AUGUUCGCCUCCCUCGUCGCUCUUCUUCCUCUCGCGCUCUUUGGAGCAUUAGUGAACGCCCAAUCCGACUGUGCGAGGAACUAUACGGUUCGUCUAGGCGAUGUCUGCGAUUCGAUUUCGGCAGCACAGAAUGUUUCUACGUUCCAGCUCGCGAACGCGAACCCAACCAUUAACGCGGAUUGCUCGAAUUUGGCUCUAGGCGAGCCUCUCUGCCUCGGAAUCACCGGCCAAGACUGCACGACCACCCACGUCGUCUCCUCCGGCGAGACAUGCACGUCUAUCGCUGAUGGCGCUGGGAUAGCGUUUUCGCUGCUCGUGGGGAAUAACCCGAAUGUGAACGCGGACUGUUCGAAUAUCUAUCCGGGCGAGGUGCGGUUUCUUCUUGUUCUUGUUCUCCUUCUCGUUUUGUAUGGCUUUGGGAAAGAAGUUCUGGUGGAAUAUUUUGCUGAAGAGCGUUGUGAUGCGAUUAUGAUUGUAGGUGUUGUGCACGGCGUCGACCGCGAUUGCGUACAACACGACGUCGAGCGCUUGAAGGGGCGUAAAUGGGUGUCCGCUUGA